AUGGUCAACAAACCUCACGCUCCCAGGAGCAGUACCAAGUCAAGCAAGAAGACAGCUUCGACCGCCGCGACCGCAAAUGGCGAAGAUACGAGCUACAUAGUCUUCUCCAACGGCAAGGACUCGAAGAAGAGCAAGAAGAACGAUCUCACACCACCAGCCGCUGCCAGUUCUGCGGCUCCUGCUAAGGGCAAGGGAAAGAAUGCUGCUCCUGAACUGGAUGUCGCAGGCGACCCUGUCAAGAAACCCGACACAAGGACCCUGAUCGGUGGACAAUCAUGGACAGGAAAACUACCCGUCAACAUGCUCUCCGAGCACUGUCAGAAGCAGAAAUGGGAGAGGCCUGAAUACACUAUGCAUCGCUCGUCAGAUCCGCCAGGUCAGAUUGCAUCCGUCAUCCUACGCUGGAAGAACCCAAAGACGCAGGAAAUGGUUAGGCUACCACCCAUGUCGCUUCCUCCGGCGAAGAGGUCACUGGGUGUACAAGAGACAGCUGUGGAAGCCAGACACUUUGCCGCUACCUAUGCGCUGUACCGAGUCGCCAACGCGAAGAACUUACACAUGAUGAUGCCGCCAGAUUAUCGCGACUUGUGGAAGGGAGAAUUCGCAGAGAUGAGAAAGGAGGCCACGAAAGAGGGCAUGGGAUGGCUGUAUGCUGCAGAUCCUUUCCAGGCGCGAAAAGAAUGGGAUGAUGAAAGAGCUGCGAAAGAAAAGAAGAGACUUGAGAGGGAGAAACAGAUGGAAGCCGAGAAGAAGGAUAACAGUACGCCUGGCGUGAACAAGAACCCUGGAAAGGGCUGGACAAGAGCCCCAAAAGUCGAAAUGGGCAAGAAAAUGCGCAGAGACGUUGAAGCCUUGGUCAGACAGGCUGCUCCGUGGAAUCCUCAUGGUGUCACUCUAUCCAACGCCGAGAAGAAGCAUAUUGUCCAGGAUCUGUCAAAACUCGGCUUCCGCCCUGCUCACGUUGAAGAAGCGACGGAAAUCUGCAAGGACCGUGAAGAGACUAUUGAAUGGCUGCUGAUUCACGUUCCGGAGGACGAUCUGCCGAAAUGGAGUUUGCCUGAAAACUAUUCUGCUGGUGUCUCGAUGGCUAGUAGCGAUCUUGCACGCGAAGGCAAACUGAAACGUCUUGCGAUCACUGGCUAUGCAAUGGAGCUUUGCGAAGAAGCGCUCGACGAGGCCUCGGGCGAUGAAGCCAAGGCAGCUGGGGGACUACAACACAGACUUCUGGGCAGCCGGGACUCAUCAGCCCUUGCCUCUACUACUGAUAGCCUGAAUCUCUCGCACGAUAUAGAGGUGUGGGAGGAAGAGCAAGUCAUCCUGGCUUCAAUCUACAGCGACAGAUAUAAGUCAACCAAGACUUCCUGUCAGAUUGUCUUAGAGGUUGCCGACAAGCCGAAAGAGCGCAUAGUCCUCCAUGCUCGGAAACCAAGCGCUGGAUAUCCAAAUGUCGUCCCUGUUCUGUCCAUUGAGGCCGCUUUGCCAGCAUACAUCCGUUUGAGUAUACUCAAGCAAGUCCUACUGCAAGCUCAGUCCGACUUCCUCGGCGAGCAAAUGCUCUUCAACCUUGUCGAUUGGUUGGAGCAUGAGAUCCCAAACAUCAUUGCCAAUCCUGGUAGACUCAGCAGCAUUGCUUCAGUCUCUUCAACUUCAGCUGAGCCCGACGCCGAGAUUGCAAGCCGUAGACGUCAACGUCCAAGACGUAUGCCUAGACCUAUCAACUGGCAACCUUCAUCACAGCAAAGUCAGAGAAUGCUAUCAGACUGGCAGGCCAGACAGAACACGCCUGCACAACAACGUAUGAUGGUGACAAGACAAGGUCUGCCAGCCUGGAAAUUACGGAACACUAUUGUCGAAGCUGUCACAUCGUCACAAGUCACCAUCAUCUCUGGUGAAACUGGUUCAGGAAAGUCUACACAGUCUGUUCAGUUUGUCCUUGAUGACAUGAUUAGACAAGGGCUCGGAGAAGCGGCGAACAUCAUCUGUACACAACCUCGCAGGAUUUCUGCUUUGGGAUUGGCAGAUCGUGUCGCUGAUGAGCGUUGUGUCAAGGUUGGUGAAGAGGUUGGAUAUUCCAUCAGGGGAGAAUCAAAGCAGAAGCCUGGUACUACGAAGAUCACCUUUGUUACCACUGGUGUGUUGCUCAGACGACUGCAGACAUCUGGCGGCAAGCAGCAGGAUGUUGUCGAUGCUUUGGCUGAUGUCAGUCAUGUAGUUAUCGAUGAGGUCCACGAACGCAGUCUCGAUACUGAUUUUCUCAUGGUACUGUUGAGAGAUGUGUUGCAAGUUCGCAAAGAUCUCAAGCUUAUUCUGAUGUCUGCCACUCUGGAUGCAGAAAUCUUCAAGAGCUAUUUUGCAGGCAAUAUGUCUGUCAGUACCGUCGAGAUUCAAGGCAGGACCCAUCCUGUUCAGGACAUCUAUCUGGAUGAUAUCCUCCGCAUGACUGGCUUUGCCGGCGGCAUCACAGAAGAAGGUGACGAGGAUGGCGGCAAAGAGCCUACUAUGGGUGCAGCUCUCCGCAGCGUCGGCAUGAAGAUCAACUAUGACCUCAUCUCCGACACCGUACAAACCAUCGACGAGCAGUUGGGCUCACAAGACGGCGGUAUUCUCAUCUUCCUACCCGGUGUAGCAGAGAUCGACCGCACGCUCAAGACACUACAACAUCUCCAUCACAUCCACGCUCUGCCCCUUCACGCUUCCCUCCAACCAGCAGAGCAAAAACGUGUCUUUCCUCCUGCACCAGCUGGCAAGCGCAAAGUCAUCUGCGCUACCAACGUUGCAGAAACCUCCAUCACAAUCGAAGACAUUGUCGCCGUAAUCGACAGCGGUCGUGUCAAGGAAACCAGUUUCGAUGCUGCAAACGGCAUGACCAAGCUCGAAGAAGUAUGGGCUUCUAGGGCGGCGUGUAAACAACGCCGCGGUCGUGCUGGUCGUGUUCGCGCAGGAACUUGCUAUAAAUUGUAUACCAAGCAAGCGGAAAGUACCAAAAUGGCUGAGCGACCGGAUCCUGAGAUCCUGAGAGUGCCGCUUGAACAGUUGUGUUUGAGUGUUAAAGCUAUGGGCGUUUUGGAUGUCCCUUCUUUCCUUGCGAGGGCCAUCACUCCACCUUCUACACUGGCGGUUAGCGGUGCUUUGACGACUUUGCAUCGCAUGGGUGCUUUGGAUGGUGCGGAGCUUACGGCUCUAGGUCGUCAUCUCAGUUCCAUCCCUGCUAAUCUCCGCUGUGGCAAGUUAUUGAUAUAUGGAGCUGUGUUUGGCUGUUUGGACGCUUGCCUCACCAUCGCAUCCAUUCUCACCGCACGCUCGCCUUUCGUAUCACCUCCAGCACGUCGCGAUGAAGCCAAAACAGCUCGUUUGACUUUUGCACCCGGCGGCCAAGGCGAUCUCCUCUGCGACCUCCGCGCCUUUGAACUCUGGACCCAGAAACGCGCUGAAGGCAUCCCCUCAUCAUCUCUGCGUCAAUGGUGCGAUGUAAACUUCCUAUCCACACAAACACUGUUUGAUAUUCAGACCAAUCGACGCCAAUACAUGUCUUCUCUUCAGGAAAUCGGGUUUUUGAAUAACGCUACCUCUGCAUCAAGCUCUACAGAUCACAAUGCCAGAAACAACAACACGGCACUCAUCCGCGCUUUGGUAGCCGCAGCCUUUUCACCCCAAGUCGCACGUAUAGAAUUCCCGGAUACAAAAUACGCGGCCUCGGUCUCUGGAGCCAUAGCUCUAGACCCGGAAGCAAAAACGAUAAAAUAUUUCAGAGAGCCCAAUGCUAUUGCUGCUCCUUGCCUCCCUGGAAAAUCCACACCCUCACAACCAGAGCAGGGAAAUUCGAGAUUGUUUAUCCAUCCCAGCAGUACCUUAUUCUCCUCGGCGCCGGGAACCAAUUUCCCACCGUCCACGGCGUUUUUGGCAUACUUCUCCCUCUUGUCGACCUCGAAGACAUUUAUUCGCGAUCUUACGCCUUUUAACGCGUACACUCUGCUCUUAUUCUCUGGGGAUAUUGCUUUGGAUACACAGAAUAGGGGGUUAGUGGUUGAUGGCUGGAUAAGAUUGAAAGGGUGGGCGAGAAUUGGUGUGUUGGUGGGGAGAUUGAGAAGUAUGUUGGAUGCAGUGUUGGAAGGCUUGGUGGAGAGACCGGGUGAGCAGUUGGGAGGCAGGGAGAAGGGGCUGGUGGAUUUGGUUGCUAGAUUGGUUGAAUUGGAUGGAUUGGAUAGGUAG
Molecule: messenger RNA, 4209 nt
Organism: Aureobasidium subglaciale EXF-2481
Lineage: Eukaryota; Fungi; Ascomycota; Dothideomycetes; Dothideales; Saccotheciaceae
Exons: 1
Coding region: 1-4209 (1402 amino acids)
Cellular component (GO): intracellular anatomical structure
Molecular function (GO): RNA binding; ATP binding; protein binding
Source: RefSeq, a predicted model, not a curated record